Molecule: messenger RNA, 1905 nt
Organism: Trifolium pratense (red clover)
Lineage: Eukaryota; Viridiplantae; Streptophyta; Magnoliopsida; Fabales; Fabaceae
Product: probable dual-specificity RNA methyltransferase RlmN
Exons: 10
Coding region: 139-1371 (410 amino acids)
Biological process (GO): tRNA methylation; rRNA base methylation
Molecular function (GO): iron-sulfur cluster binding; RNA methyltransferase activity
Source: RefSeq, a predicted model, not a curated record
UAAAAAUGAAUGAGAGAGAAAAAAUAAACAUGAAUAGUAAGGGGAGGGUUUAAGAAAAAACAGAGGCAGAGGAGGUUUGUUUGGUUUGGCUCCUAUUUCGUUAUCUCCUUCUCUUCUUCUUCUUCUUCAAUAGAGAUAAUGAUGGCGAUGUUUCACCACUAUUCCAUGCCCCUCGCACGUGCGGUGCUCCCAUCUUCUCGCACACGUGCCGUUUCUGCUAUGUCCUUAGCAACUUCUUCUUCCCCUCGCACAAUUCCUCAGUCUCAGGUUCUCCUUGGCUUAUCCGAGGAUGAACUCCAAAAACUUGCCCUUGACUUUGGUCAGCAAGGUUUUAGGGGGAAGCAACUUUAUCAUCUUAUAUACAAGAGAAAGGUUAAAGAUAUUCAAGAGUUUACUCAAGUGCCUCAGGCAUUUAGGAAUGAGCUUGAGGAAGCUGGAUGGAAGGUUGGAAGGUCUCCAGUUUUCAACACUGUCGUUGCAGCUGACGGAACUGUUAAGUUGCUGUUAAAGUUGGAGGACAACAGAUUGAUUGAAACUGUUGGUAUUCCAGUUGAAGAUGAUAAGGGUUCAGUUCGCCUGACAGCAUGUGUCUCAUCACAGGUAGGUUGCCCUUUACGAUGCUCAUUUUGUGCCACUGGAAAAGGAGGCUUUUCAAGGAAUCUUCGGAGCCAUGAAAUUGUUGAGCAGGUCUUGGCCAUUGAGGACGUCUUCAAGCGCAGGGUGACCAAUGUAGUCUUUAUGGGAAUGGGUGAACCAAUGCUAAACCUGAAGGCAGUACUUGAGGCACACCGUUGUUUGAAUAAGGAUGUACAAAUUGGGCAAAGAAUGAUGACUAUAUCAACUGUGGGGGUUCCAAAUACAAUAAAGAAGCUAGCUACUCACAAACUUCAAUCCACUUUAGCUGUGAGCCUACAUGCUCCUAACCAGAAACUAAGGGAGACAAUUGUUCCAAGUGCGAAGUCCUAUCCAUUGGAUGCACUUAUGAGCGACUGCAAGGAAUACUUCCGCGAAACAAAUAGACGUGUUUCCUUUGAAUAUGCACUUUUAGCUGGAAUCAAUGACUCGGUAGACAAUGCAGUAGAACUCGCUAAACUACUUCGUGAAUAUGGCAGUGGUUAUCAUGUCAACCUGAUACCUUUCAAUCCAAUAGAAGGCUCCGAGUUUCGCCGUCCUUAUAGGAAAGCAAUACAAGCAUUUGUCAGUGCUUUGGAGUCAUCUAAAAUAACCACUAGUGUACGCCAAACCAGAGGACUGGACGCAAAUGCAGCUUGUGGUCAGCUACGGAACAAUUUCACGAAAACUCCUUUGGUCACAGAAUCUGACAAUCUUGAAUCCGAGUCGCCAAAUAUGGAUCUAGCAGUUACAGUUUGAUUGCACGGUGUCAGUUUCAUUGCUGCUAUUGUUAUCAAUAUAUUCUACAUAUAUAUGGCAUAUCCUAACAAAGUUUGGACUAAACAAUGAAAGGUUUGAUGAACCAAGGAUGAGUAUAAUCUCAAUUGCCGGUAAUUAUGAAGCAAUAGAGGUGUUUGCUGUUACUACUGCCUGAGUUGUAGAGUCUAAUUUCUUGCUAUCAGAGAAAUAUGGAGAGAUAUCUAUCUAGUUGUUGGCAAUAUUGCUGAGGUAUGCAGGCUUGGGAACUUAGAAGUCUUUAGAUACUUCGACAUCUAAGAGAAAUUUCGUAAGAAACAAUCUACUAGUAAAUUAGUUACUACAACCAGAGAAUAUUGUUGGCAAUAAGUGAUUAGGAUUUAGGAGUUCACAGGGUUCACGUCGAAGAUAAUUUUUAUGUACCAGACACCCUAUUGCAUGAUAUAUUUAUUUAUGUAGCAACUGUUGAUCCUUCUUGUAAAAAUCUGACCAUUAAAACUGAUAUUUUUCUAUUAAUUCAUUGUUUUGUUGUUAAAA